This is a messenger RNA of Oreochromis niloticus (Nile tilapia), 994 nucleotides long. RefSeq names its product beta-galactoside-binding lectin. The record is from RefSeq and is a predicted model, not a curated record. The coding region runs from base 320 to 727 and encodes 135 amino acids. NCBI's taxonomy places the organism in Eukaryota, Metazoa, Chordata, Actinopteri, Cichliformes, Cichlidae. Gene Ontology annotation, molecular function: galactoside binding; carbohydrate binding; laminin binding. The transcript has 4 exons.
GACAUGUCGUUUACGAUUAAUAAAAAGCAUAUUUAGAUGUUUUAUUUUUCUCACAAUAUUUUUGCUUAGCAUUCAGCCAGUCUUCACCAACAUGAACAGUAUUUGUUAACUACUAACAUUUUUAUGGUCUAUAUUCCAUAUACAAGUCAGCUGGUGGGAGUGUAACACAGUUAUACUGGCUGUUUGAAGUGUCAUUCAGGUGGAAGGCACCGCCUACCUUCUAUAUACUGUGGUCUUCUGCUGGAGUGCAGAGAGACAGGACCACACAUCACUCUGAUUUCUUCUCAGCUUUACAGCUUGACCUACUACAUCUGUCAGGAUGGAGACUGUUAUGUCAAUAAAGAACAUGACCUUCAAGGUUGGACAAACCCUGACUGUUGUUGGAGUUGUUAAACCUGAUUGCAAAGAGUUUGCAGUGAAUAUUGGCCCCAGCGAGGACAGAAUUGCACUUCAUCUCAACCCUCGUUUUAACACCAAGGGAGACAUAAACAUCAUUGUUUGCAACACUUUUGAGGCAGGCACGUGGUGUCAGGAGCAACGGGAGAAACGCUUUCCUUUCAGCCUGGGAAAGGACUUCAAGAUUGUCAUCAAAUUCACUCCUUCAGAGUUUGAGGUGACUUUACCAGAUGGCUCAACAUUUUGUUUCCCCAACCGCCUCGGUGCACAGGAAUACUCGUUCAUGAGUUUUCACGAGGGUGCUCGCAUUCAAAGCAUUGAGAUCAAGUAAAUCUCUUACCUCGCUUGAAUUGCUGGAUUGAAAUUUUUUGUUUUCUUUUUCGCUUUGUCUAGCAGCAGGUGAUAAUGUUGCUCUAGGCCUUCAGCUUCUUCAGAAAUUGAGUUUGUUGAGAGCAAAUCCAAACAGAUGGACUCCUAAAGAAUCAUAACCUUUUUGUAAUGUUUUGCUUGCAAGAAUCACAUACAGUACAGUGUGAUCAGGUUUUUCUUUAAUGUGCCUUUAAAUGCUUCUUUCUUAGUUAUUUGCUAUAUUUUGAUU